GGCAAUUUGGCGUGUUCAAGCUUGAACUGAAACACUUGGCACUUUGCAGGAGCCAUGCUUAUGUGUUAAUAGAUGCUCUCUUCUGUUUCUCCAGAUUCCUCUCAACCUUUUCCUUAUCUUUUUCACAGCAAUAAAUGAACACCUCUCUCUCUCUCUCUCUCUCUCUCUCUGAAUGAGCUAACACUACAAUCUACAAUGGCUGCUUUCUCUCUCUUCUCUAACCAUCAUCUUCUUCCUCCAUUCCCAAUUUCCUCUUCUAAAUCUAAACCCCAUGCAUAUCCUAAUCGCUUCCUCUUAUUACCCAACCGCUCCUCGUCUCUAUUUCGCAUCCUCUGCUCUUCUCCGAUCAACUCCUCCGAUUCUGUUCCCUCUGGCGAUAGCUUCUACAGCAAUUUUUGCAUCAUAGAAGGGCCCGAGACUGUUCAGGAUUUUGUUCAGAUGCAGCUGCAGGAAAUUCAAGAUAACAUAAGGAGUAGGCGCAAUAAGAUCUUUCUUCUCAUGGAAGAGGUGAGGAGACUUCGGGUACAGCAACGGAUAAAGAGUGUGAAAGUUAUCGAUGAAAACGUUAAAGAAGAAGAACGAGAAGAGGCAGAUGAAAUGCCUGAUAUCCCAUCAUCAAUCCCUUUUCUUCCUCGUGUGACAUCGAAGACAUUGAAGCAGCUUUACCUUACAAGUUUAUCUUUUGUAUCGGGGAUUAUCGUAUUUGGGGGACUAAUUGCUCCUACACUGGAACUAAAAUUAGGUCUUGGUGGCACCUCAUAUGAGGAUUUUAUACGUAGCAUGCAUUUGCCGAUGCAGCUGAGUCAGGUGGAUCCCAUUGUGGCUUCCUUUUCAGGUGGGGCAGUAGGUGUCAUUUCAGCCUUGAUGCUGAUUGAAGCCAAUAAUGUCGAGCAACAAGAGAAGAAAAGAUGCAAAUAUUGCCAUGGAACGGGAUACUUGGCCUGUGCCCGAUGUUCAUCAAGUGGUGUGUGCUUGGGCAUUGAUCCCGUCUCACUAUCCAGUGCUUCCAAUCGCCCCUUGCAAGCACCAAAAACUCAAAGGUGUGCAAACUGUUCUGGUGCUGGAAAGGUAAUGUGCCCUACAUGCCUGUGCACUGGGAUGUUGAUGGCAAGUGAACAUGACCCACGAAUUGAUCCAUUUGACUAGGGAGGAUUGAGGAACACUCACUUUGGGAAUGUAACUUUCUAGUAUGUGGUUAACGUUUAUUUGGCUCAAAAUUUAGGAACAAUCUCGUCUGUCUCCGAACCCCUGAAAGUAGAAGUUGUAAGAAAGGAACAGGUAUAUAUGCACUGGUUAAGAAAGGUAUCAACAGAGUGUCUAUAAGCAUGCAAACCAGCAUGGUGGAAGCUAAAUGUCUGGCUUGGAGAAUCCUGUUGUGCACUCAUCCCUGCGAAGAACAGGCAAUUUACAGAAUGUGCGAUUACCUUGUGAAAUUAUUGUCUGAAGUAGUGGAUUUGCUGGGUUUUGUUUCAUGUGAUGUAAUUGGGAUCCGCUAUUGUGAGAGAAAUAGAAAUUUGUUUGGUGCA
Messenger RNA from Hevea brasiliensis (rubber tree), 1526 nucleotides. Its product is annotated as protein ORANGE-LIKE, chloroplastic. The record is from RefSeq and is a predicted model, not a curated record. Lineage: Eukaryota; Viridiplantae; Streptophyta; Magnoliopsida; Malpighiales; Euphorbiaceae. Gene Ontology annotation, cellular component: chloroplast membrane. The transcript is spliced from 8 exons. The coding region runs from base 196 to 1146 and encodes 316 amino acids.